ACUAAGGCAGUAAUUGAUAAAUGGAGUAUUCAAUCGAUAGAUGGAGUUUUGCAGCAUAAAAAUAUAAAAAAUAGGUCACAAUUGAAAUCAAAAACAUCUUUAAAGGACGUAACAGAAAGAGUGGAUGGUUAUGACUCCUAUGUGCGAG
Cetraspora pellucida is the source of this 148-nucleotide messenger RNA. NCBI's taxonomy places the organism in Eukaryota, Fungi, Glomeromycota, Glomeromycetes, Diversisporales, Gigasporaceae. The record is from the annotation of a GenBank genome assembly.